UAAACACAUACUGUGCCUUCUGUUAACUGUGUUUUUAUCUCCACCAUGUUGAAUUAGUGCUUUUGUGUUGCAAUUAGUUAUAUUUGAAGAUGGAUAGAAAAGCUAUAUUUUUGUUGUUGUAUUAUUACAAUCCAUAACAGGGCUAGAAUUGUGUGUUUCAUUAUUUGUCUCCUCUAUGAGAACUUUGUAAUUUUUUAAAUAGCCAUGGAGUAGUCUUUGUGUCUCUGAACAACUGGUUAUCAAUAUACAGUUUAUCGACCACGAGAACUACGCGUUUCCCUUUCAAUCUAUUUUCCUUGAAAAUUGGAUACAGAACUUUACGCCGUUCUGCAAUUUCCUUCGGGAACUGGUCAUCCAUGCCUAUUUUCGUGCCUUUUACCCAGGCUUUUAACCAUUAUUUUAUGUUUAAAGAAAGCACAUUUGGCAACGAUUGGGCGUUCAUACCUCUUCCGGAAGAUAUGUACACUUUCGAGUUGAAUUUUGUUGAUAGCUUCGCGUGGGGUCUGAUGCGCUGUAAGGAGGAACGAUCUAACUACAGAUUCGGGAACGUCUUCUUUCUCUUCGAUACCUGACAAACAUGUCAUCAACAACUUCCAAACGAAGACAUCAUCUAACUCUGAUAGCUGCUCUUGGUGUUUUGUGUUCAGUGGUACUAUUUUUUGUUUACUUUAAACCCUCAUCUACUGCAUGUUCAUCUCGGUUGGAGGAUUUGCCAUUUUUGGCAAAGGGAGAUGUUUCCUCACCUACCAAAAAGCCUGUGGAAAAGCCACUUGUGUUGCUCUGGUUCUGGCCACUGGGUGUGAGAUGGAAUUUUUCGUUCUGCCAAACCCAUUUCAACAUCGAUAGCUGUGUUCUGACAGAUGACAGAUCCCUUUAUUACAAAGCAGAGGGAGUGGUUAUUUUUCACCAAGACAUCAGCUGGGACCUGAAGAACCUGCCUCAGUCUCCUCGUCCACAUUUUCAGAAAUGGAUCUGGUUUCAUGUGGAAUCACCAACAAAUACCGCCAGAAUACCAGGUCUGGAAAACCUCUUUAACCUCACUUUGGGCUAUAGACGAGAUGCUGACAUCACAGUGCGAAAUGAAUUGACAACCGUGAAGAAUGAAAAGGACAGUGAGUUUGUGCUGCCCAAGAAGGAUAAAUUGGUUUGUUGGAUUGUGAGCAACAACAAUCCUGCAACUGGGACAGGAACCAGAGCAAAGUACUAUCAAGAGCUGGUCAAACACAUCAAGAUACAUCUUUUUGGUGCUGCUUUUACAGGGAGUCGUUUGAAGUAUGAGGACUAUUACUCAACCCUUGCUAGCUGUAAAUUCUACCUUUCAUUUGAGAAUUCAACCCACAGAGACUACAUCACAGAAAAGGUGAACGGACCACUUGUAGCAGGAACCAUACCAGUAGUCAUGGGCCCAACCAGAGAGAACUAUGAACAGUUUAUCCCAGCUGGUUCUUUCAUUCAUGUAAAUGACUUUACUAAUGCAAAGGCACUGGCUGACUUCCUCCUUCAAUUGGACAAGAAUGAUGAGAUGUACAGUGCCUUGCGAAAGUAUUCGGCCCCCUUGAACUUUGCGACCUUUUGCCACAUUUCAGGCUUCAAACAUAAAGAUAUAAAACGGUGUCAAGAGUUCUGA
Molecule: messenger RNA, 1627 nt
Organism: Oncorhynchus kisutch (coho salmon)
Lineage: Eukaryota; Metazoa; Chordata; Actinopteri; Salmoniformes; Salmonidae
Product: alpha-(1,3)-fucosyltransferase 9-like
Exons: 3
Coding region: 578-1627 (349 amino acids)
Cellular component (GO): membrane
Molecular function (GO): alpha-(1->3)-fucosyltransferase activity
Source: RefSeq, a predicted model, not a curated record